GCCCUCACUUGGUUUUUAAGCGGACUCAAUGAUACAAAUACUCGUCCGCUGUCAGACGAAGUAGCGCCACUACAAUAGAUUUAGAUUUAAUUUCUUCUAGAUGAGUCGAUCCGGAUACAUCUGUAUUUGUAUCAGAGUUAAUUGUUUGGCUGCUCAUUAAAUUCUGGUUUUGUUGUUGUGUGGAUACCUACUUACAACACAUUGGUGACUGCUCCAUAUUGUGUUCUUGAUAAGAGCACACCUUGACAAACAGGUCACACAGUAGCCUAGUGGUUUGUCCCCUGGUCGUCUUCUUCAACACAGGUAAAAGUAGUCACACGUCAACCAACCGUAGGAGCCCACGCGGUGACGUCACUGUCGUUUGGGGGUCUUACAGUGGGGACGCCGGUCGUUAUCAGCGAAUUCGAAUAAACUGUCACCAAAGCCGGGAAGUGCAAGAACAAGAAAACAAAAAUGGUUGUGAAUAACUUCUACAUUGGUGCUGGAGUUUUUCUUUCAUUAGUGUCUCUGUCCUUAAGUCAAACACCAAUUGAAAUUAAAGGGAAGUUUACUACUUUGUCGCCUAGUAACCACAUAAAGCUUGGUGAAACAUUGAAAUUCAGCUGCCUUAUAACAACAGAUAUUAAUUCAAUGUUUUCGAAUACCUUUGUUAUUUAUCGCAAAGAUGGAGAAAAGAGAAUAACUUUAGCUGAGAAAGGAAUAUUACUAGAAGAAGCAGAUCCAAAUUAUUAUGAUGUCAAACAUACAUAUGAAGUUGCUAGCAAUACACUUGAUAUCCAGUUUACUAUUUUGAAAGUCACAGAUGAAGAUGAUGGAAAGCUCUACUGUGGAGCUUUCAAUAGUAAACAAACACCAUUAAUGGGAGAACAGAGCCUUGAUAUUGUAGUUCUUAGACCUUUAACUAACUUGAAGUUAAUCAUCGAUGGACUUGACCCUAUCACCAGCAAUCAGGAUUCUCAAAUCGAAGUUAAGUCUGGCUCUCACAAAGUUCAGUGUAUUGCAGAAGGAAGUAAUCCAGCUGCCAAAGCUGAAGUGUAUUUACAUGGUGAACAAGAUUUCAAUGGUACUGUUACAUCUGUUAUUUUGACUGAAAAACCAAAGACGUUAAGAACAAACUACACAACAUAUCUCUACAUUGCAUCAGCUAACACUGGCCAUGACCUUGAGUGUAAAGCAUCAAGUGAAUAUGGAGAUACAAAAUCUAUAAGAGUGCCGUUAAAAGUAACAGUAGAGGAGCCUAACCUUAAUUGCACUGAUACAGAAGCCUAUGAAGGACAAAAAGAUACCCAGAUAAUUUGUACUGUUGAUCAUCACAAUAGCAAGUUAAUAGGCUAUAAAUAUCAGAUUGGCCCAAAUGUCUAUUACCCUGGAGGUGACCGUGAUGAGAUUCAUUUUGUUCAAACAGAGGAUUGGCUUGAUGACGAUGGCAGCAAGUGGACUAAAGUCAUAUUGACCUUACAAAAAGCAGAAAAUGAACAUUUCUCAUCAGAUAUUUAUCUAGUAGCUGAGCAUGAAGAUGGCCAUAUGUCACGCAUGCCAGUUAAGCUACAAAGAGUGGAAGGUCCAUAUUUAAAUGAUGAAGAUAAAGAGGGACGAUCAAGAGGUAAUGAUGAUAACAGCUCUAAUAUGUUGACAUUGUCUGUCAUCACUUUUUGGCUUUCUUUGCUUUGGAGUUUAGGAAGAAGGUUCUUUUAAUCAUUUGUGUGAAUAUAGACUGCAAUUUGUAUGUUAAUCAGAUCUUUAUGGAUGGAUGAAAAAGGAAACCCCAAUUUUCAAAUGUAGAAAUGUUUCUUAUUCAUUUUGGCAAUAAAAACAUAAUAUUUUAAUUAGUGAUAGCUAUUUUAACAUUUUCUAAGGAUCUACUUUUGGUGGUGGUUUCAAUCAAACUAUAAUUGUUUUAAAAUAUUUAAGAAAAAUGAAAUAACAAGUUUUAAACAAGUACAAAAUCAACAAAAAAAAUCAGCAAUUGGACAUUUUAACAGGCUGACACUUGUAUCUAUAAUCUGUGUUACUAAAUACUCAAUUCUUCAUCUAGAAUAUUCAAUUACGUAAAAACAAACUGUAUAAAUAAAUGUAUAUAUAGAACUGUUAAAAAAUGUAUUUUUUUCUUCUAAUUUUCAGUUAUAAAAUUUUGUUUGUUGCAUGUUCAGGUGUUUUGAAUGCAGAUAUUGAACAAAUGAAAGUUACUUAAUGUGUGUGUGUGUAUUUUGCUGAUCAAUCAAUUUAUGUAUUCCUCUGUGGUUGUUUUUUUAUUUUAGUUUGAAUAAAUAUUUCCCUGACAAUGUACUUUUAGCCUUUAAAUAUAUACUUUUAAUACUGGUUAUUUUAUCUUGCCACCUUCUUUUAAAGAUCCCCCUUAGGCAUCGUAGGUGGAAGACAUUCAGCUUUUUUCCAGCCAUGAGUAGGUUGACCAUGUUUUACUUCUGUAUAGCAAAGUGCUCAACACACUGGUCCGAUAGACUAAGGCUUUAGUAUUGUUAGUCAGCAAUAUGUUGUCCCACACUGUUUUCUGCAACCGUGACAUGGUGCCCAUUGCUUUGGCUAUCCUGUUGUUAAUGUCUUUAUCCAGUAGAGCAUUGUUGGAUAAAAUAAAGCCGAGUGAUCAACAAUUUCUAGUGGUUGGCCAUUAAUGUUUACUUGAGGUGCAGUAUUUGUGUUCUAGACUAGUAUCUUAGUCUUGCUUUGACUAAUAUUUAAGCCGAACCAAUGAAGUGCUAUGAAGAGCAGGUUGCCAGGACAUCCACUCUGUUAUCAGCAGCAGACACUUUGGCUGGCUUGGCCACGUUCAUAGAAUGCCAGUAGGUCGACUUCCACAAGACAUUCUGUAUGGCAAUCUAUUGGAGGCAGGAGAGCCGCUGGUUGCUCACUUUUAUGGUAUACGGAUGUAUGCAAACACGAUAUGAAGCUCUUCAAAAUCGACACUAGCAGCUGGGAAAAAGUAGCACUGGAUAGAUCCACAUGGAGAGAGAGCAUAAAGGGUCUCGGAUUGCAGAUGCGGAUUGGCCUCUUUAGUCACACAAGAAGUUGCAAAGGGAAACAGAUCAUCUCCUGAGACGUAAAAUGCCACAGAACUUUUAAUAUGUAUUGUAGACAAUUUUUUUGGCUUAUAAAAAUUAGACAUGUAGAUUAUUGUAUUGGCAAAAUUUAGUGUUUAUGUUGACAUAUUUUAAAAGGGAUCUCUAUGCAAAAGGGGAAAUGGCCUUUGAUACUGGUUUUAUCUGUUAUUUUAUUUGUUCUUUGCAUGCUUAAAGUAAGCCAUAUAUUAAGCUUUAAAUAAUGAGUGUACUGUUUUAAUAUUUUUUUCUCUUACAGCUUAUUAGUGCCUUGAAGAAGUCUUUGUUUCCUACUUAAGUCCAGCUCAUAGUUUCAGUAACUUGCAUUUUUCAUUUUAAACUUUGUAGACAUAUUUGAAUGCUUGGAUUGUAUUCUUUAUACUUAUUGCUAUAUGAAUUGUUUUUUCAUUUUUAUUGUCAAUCAAAAUCCACUUCCAUAUCAGUUUGUGUAUGAAAUGUUCACCUUUUUUUUAUCACAGACUUCCUACUGCUUCAGUUUCAACACAACUCUGGCAUUGUGUAAUCAAUGUGCAUUCUCUCUAGACACACUUCAGUUGUAUGAAGUUGUUCAUCAUUUUAUUUUUUGAUCCUAGGAGAAGCACACUACUAUCUAUUGUUAGUUACAUUAUAUCAUCCCAACCAUUUUUUUUAGAUCAGGCACUGUGUUUCAGUUCAUGACAAUUGAAUUAUUUGGGGUUGGUUUUGGCAAGUUUAUUUUUUACUCAAUUGGUAUUCAUGAAAAAUCUUAUACUCAUUUAACCUUAGAACAUACUUAAAUCAUACUUUUGUCAAUUUAUCAUGGUACUUUAAGAAUUAGCAUAACUUUUUUGUAACAUUUUCAGAACCAGAUGAUAACCAGCUAUGUUCAUUCUAGAUUCAAAUAUUAGCUAAUCUUUGUUAUAGGAACAUGUGUACAUAAGGAUUCAACUCACAUGUUAUAUCAACCUAUUUCCUGAAGAAAUACACUUGAAGAAUAAUGAGCAUCUUGAAAACACUUCGCAGCACAAUUAUAAUAGCAAAGUUAUGAAGUUUAAUUAUACAUUUUAAAGAAAUACUGGUUUAUCAUUUAUUUCAAUAGUGUGUUGGUAAUGUUCCUGGUCAUUUUCACAUAUUAAAGCCUUUUUAAAUGAUAGCCUAUAGCAUUUUUUUUUUAAUUUAAAGAACGUAAAAAUGUAAAUCAGUGUCUGUAACCAUUUUGAAGACCCAUGAUGGGAAACAGUUUUAUGAUCUGAUGGAAUUAAAGAAUUUAAGAAAUAAUUUUUAAAAAUUUCUUAGUCAUUAAACAUUCCAUUUUUAUGUUCACGUUGAUAUAUAUUUGAAAGAAAUGUCCAUUUUAAAAUUACUUUUUUUUUAAAUUAGUUUGAAAUGAGCCAAGUGAGCAAAGUUGAGUGCUAUGCUACUUUUGUUGCUAGCUAAUUAUGUCUUUUUUUAAAUUUUGUUUAGUUGCAUUGUUAAAUUGUGUUCAGACAAUAAAAACAUGACAAAUUUUAAA
Biomphalaria glabrata is the source of this 4545-nucleotide messenger RNA. RefSeq lists its product as uncharacterized. NCBI's taxonomy places the organism in Eukaryota, Metazoa, Mollusca, Gastropoda, Planorbidae. The coding region runs from base 454 to 1695 and encodes 413 amino acids. The record is from RefSeq and is a predicted model, not a curated record. The transcript has 11 exons.